Messenger RNA from Pochonia chlamydosporia 170, 3036 nucleotides. Its product is annotated as heavy metal tolerance protein precursor. Gene Ontology annotation, biological process: transmembrane transport. The transcript is spliced from 3 exons. NCBI's taxonomy places the organism in Eukaryota, Fungi, Ascomycota, Sordariomycetes, Hypocreales, Clavicipitaceae. The record is from RefSeq and is a predicted model, not a curated record. Gene Ontology annotation, cellular component: membrane. Gene Ontology annotation, molecular function: ATP hydrolysis activity; ABC-type transporter activity; ATP binding. The coding region runs from base 1 to 3036 and encodes 1011 amino acids.
AUGGGAGCCACCGACGAGAACCAGCCUCCCGAUCCGAGAGACCUAAGAUCUGCGUUCGACGAUACCAGCGUUACUGAUACCAUCCUUCGCCAGACGCAACUUCUAUAUUCCUUGGUGCUUCUUGUUGCAUUUGUGACAGGUGCGGCCUGGUAUAGCGUAUACAAUGCUAAGAAAGAAGAGGACCUGGUCCAACCCACAGUCAAGGGACCAGGUGGGAAGCCUCUGCCCAUUACGAAGCGUAAGAAGCGGGAUGAUAGCGAGCGCAAGUUGGGACCUCGCUUUGGACCGGCAGCCAAGAAUGUCUUUCGCUAUUUAGCGGCUAUUCUAUUCUUGAGCUAUGUUGGUACAGGCGUGUCAAUGUUUGUUCAUGCCUUCUGGCAUGAGAACCCUUAUAAAUGGUCAAGAGAAGGCCUGCCGUGGGCAGGCGAGUGGAGCGUGGUCCAUGUCACCGGCUCCACGUUUUUCUACUUGUAUAUCCUCUUCUCCUUGUUUGACUGGAGAAAAGGCCCAAACAUUGUGCAUCUUGCCAUCUGGGUCUUGGGACUCUGUGGUGAACUUGUACUUUUCGUCACCACCUUUAUUGCGGCUGCCGAUUGCCACUUUGCUCGCUCGGUUCGAACAGCGAAUUCCGCCAACGAUGAUGAGGAGAGUUGCGUGGAUUACUGGGCAAAGAUUGAUCUAGUUCUCUAUUUUGUUCGGCUUCUUCACCUCCUGGCCCUCAUCGGCUUCUUCUGCAUUGCCUGGAUAAUGAAAGUCCGUCAUGACGACCAUGGGCUUGAGGCGGCAGCUCCUUGUUCAGAGUCUACACCGUUGCUCAAUGGACGAGCUAAUGGGUCGUAUGAGACGAGCAACGGUCAGACAUAUGGUUCACAAGAACGACGAUCUCGCAAGCGGACAUUGUCGAGCGCCACACGGGCCUCCGGUUAUGGCACCUCCCGCAAAGAAGAGCAAGCUGCGUUUUACCGCCCAGAGAAACUCCCUCGCCGGACCUGGGUGGAGUAUGUCCGCGGAUACUCGCUGUUCUUUCCGUAUUUGUGGCCAAAGGACUCGACCCGAUUACAGUUGCAGGUCCUGUUCUGCUUUAUUUUGGUGAUUGUUCAAAGAUGCGUGAACGUGGCAGUUCCCUGGCAGAUUGGACGUGUUGUCGAUAGUCUCGCCGAGGCCGUUCGAAGUGUACAGCGUGGUGAACCACUGACCACCGACACCUUUCCUCUGAAGGAUUUUCUUUUACUGGGCGGCCUGUGGAUAUUCCAAGGCCAAACCGGCUUACUGGGGUCUUUGAGAUCACUUCUCUGGAUUCCAGUGUCGCAAUACUCCUAUCGAGGAUUGACCACUGCAGCCUUUAACCACGUACACUGCCUCAGCCUCGACUUUCACUUGUCAAAGCGAACUGGAGAAGUUUUAUCAGCGCUGAACAAGGGUUCCGCCAUCAACCAGUUUCUUGAGCAGGUGACAUUUCAAGUCGUUCCGAUGCUUUUUGAUCUUUUCCUUUCCAUCAUUCUCUUCUAUUGGGCCUUUGGAGCAUUCUACGCCGAAAUCAACCUGGUCAAUACCUGUUGGUAUUUGUACAUGACCAUCAAGAUGGCGGCGACUCGUGCCGAUCAUAGACGGGAAAUGACGAAUGCUGAUCGAGAAGAGGAGGCUGUGAAAAACGAUUCAAUCUCUAGUUACGAGACUGUGAAAUACUUCAAUGCUGAAGAGUUCGAAUCCAGACGAUAUCAGGACAAGGUUGGCGUGUUCCAGAGAGCCGAAGCUAAAGUCCAGAUGGGCAUGGUUCUGAUGAAUAUCUGUCAAACCUUGGUAUUCAAUUUGGGGAGGAUCGUCGCGUCGUUGGUCUGUGGCUGGCAAGUAGCGGUGGGUGUUCGGACAACGGGACAGUGGUUUACUGUGGUGGCAUACUUGACCCAGUUGCAGGGCCCACUGAACUUUUUCGGGACCUUCUACAGAACGGUACAGCAAGCUAUGAUAUCCGGUGAACGACUGCUGGAACUCUUCAAGAUUCAGCCCACGGUGGUUGAUACGCCGCAUGCAGUACCUCUCGAAGACUUCCAUGGUCAUGUCCGCUGGAAGAAUGUCAGCUUUGCUUAUGAUAGACGUAAGCCAGCCCUGCGCAACAUCAGCUUCGAGUGUGCCCCUGGCACAACAACGGCAUUUGUUGGCGAAUCGGGUGGCGGCAAGUCGACGCUGUUUCGCCACAUGUUUCGCUACUAUGACUGUGACGAAGGCAGCAUUGAGUUCGAUGGUAUAGACGUCAAGGAUCUGACAAUCGAGUCUGUGCGCCGACAGAUUGGGGUUGUCCCCCAAGACACAACGCUUUUCAACGAGUCCCUAAUGUACAAUCUCCAGUAUGCGAAUCCAUCUGCCACGGAGGAAGAAGUCUAUGCGGCGUGCCGGGCUGCCAGCAUCCACGAUCGAAUCAUGAGCUUCCCGGAUCAAUACAACACUCAAGUUGGAGAGAGGGGCUUGAGACUCAGCGGCGGUGAAAAGCAGCGGGUAGCCAUUGCUAGGACGAUCCUCAAGGACCCUAGAAUCAUCAUGCUGGACGAAGCUACAUCGGCGUUGGAUACCCAUACUGAGCAAGAGAUUCAGGACAAUGUGUGGAACAUAGGAGAAGGGCGAACUCUCCUAAUAAUUGCACACCGACUCUCCACGAUUACUCAUGCUGACCAGAUUAUCGUGCUACACGCUGGUGAGAUUGUGGAGAGAGGUACUCAUGAUGAAUUACUUGACGCCAAUGGACGUUAUGCCUCGAUGUGGGAGAAGCAGAUCCGGGCUGAACGGGCCUUGGACGCAGCCCGAGAGGCACAUCUAAAAGCAGCACGGGCAGUGCGAAGGGCCAACAUGGGCUCGAAAACGCCUGAGGAGGCUACCAUGGAGGACUACCAGAGCCUUGGCUCUUCAGGAACCCUCUCUGGCAAUGCCACCAGUCGUGGCAAUAACGGAGGGGACUCUACCUCAGCUUCAUCAUCGGCGUCGUCAGCAUCAUCCGAUGCUGAGUCGACUCAUACUGACGACCAUGAGGAUGACCGACAUUAA